ACUGUCAUUGUCUGGCACAACAUGGUACGGCUCUCCAUAAUAUAUGCCUUCCGUCAUCGAUAUUUAGGAAGCCAGACGGAAAUCGGCGAGAAUGUGUUUGCCCACGGCGGCGGGGGAAUCACUCUACCUAACUCAGCAAUGCGGAAGGUCGUGGGAUACUAUCAGGCUCAUAAUCCAUCCAUUUAUAACUAG
Molecule: messenger RNA, 192 nt
Organism: Pseudovirgaria hyperparasitica
Lineage: Eukaryota; Fungi; Ascomycota; Dothideomycetes; Acrospermales; Acrospermaceae
Exons: 1
Source: RefSeq, a predicted model, not a curated record